AUGUCACCAGCUGAAGAUAAGAGCGAGACCGCCGGCGAGGUCGACUUUGGCGAUAACAUCGACAUGCUCACUUUUGAGCAAAUUCUGGAGAUGGACGAGCCAGGCGACAAUGAGUUCAGUUCAUCCAUUGUGUUCGGUUUUUUCGAGCAGGCCGAGGAGACCUUUGACCAGAUUAAGAAUGCAUUGGAAGAGGAGGAUCUCGAGGAAUUAUCUUCUCUUGGCCACUUCCUCAAGGGUUCAUCGGCGACGCUAGGACUCAUCAAGAUCAGGGACGGAUGUGAAGCGAUCCAGCGAUACGGCAAGAAUGAGAAUUUGGACGGUUCUCCGCAAACAGACAACGAGAAAUGCCUAAAGCUCAUUGGCGAAUAUUUCACGACUGUCAAAGAGGACUACGAAACAGUAGAGAAGCUCCUGAGGCAAUACUACGAAUCAAAGGAAUAA
Messenger RNA from Fusarium poae, 441 nucleotides. RefSeq lists its product as uncharacterized. The transcript is spliced from 3 exons. Gene Ontology annotation, molecular function: histidine phosphotransfer kinase activity; protein histidine kinase binding. NCBI's taxonomy places the organism in Eukaryota, Fungi, Ascomycota, Sordariomycetes, Hypocreales, Nectriaceae. Gene Ontology annotation, biological process: phosphorylation; phosphorelay signal transduction system. The record is from RefSeq and is a predicted model, not a curated record. Gene Ontology annotation, cellular component: nucleus; cytoplasm. Bases 1 to 441 code for a protein of 146 amino acids.